Messenger RNA from Coniophora puteana RWD-64-598 SS2, 1699 nucleotides. RefSeq lists its product as uncharacterized. NCBI's taxonomy places the organism in Eukaryota, Fungi, Basidiomycota, Agaricomycetes, Boletales, Coniophoraceae. Bases 1 to 1629 code for a protein of 542 amino acids. The transcript is spliced from 4 exons. The record is from RefSeq and is a predicted model, not a curated record.
AUGCGUGUAUCUCUGCUCUACGCUACCUGCCUCCUCGCCGUCUCCGUCCAGGCCUCCUGGUUCGGCUCCGACCCCGAGUACUCCAAGUGGUCCCAACCGCAGCUCAAGGCGUGGCUUGACCUCCAUGGUAUCCAGACGCCCAAAUCCUACUCCCAGAAAGAGCUCCACGACCUCGUAGCAUCCAACUGGGCGCACUACUCCGACCAGGGAAAGCAGUACGCAGACGCGAGUCGCGACUGGACGUACGACCAGUACACCAAGGCGCAGCACUCGUUCAACGACCUCCGCGACUCAUCGUUCGACACCUGGGACGAGUCCACCCUGCGUCAGUGGCUCCUUGAGCACGGCGUCGUUGCACCCUCCGGCCCGCGCGAAGAGCUCGUUCUCUUAGCGAAGCAGCGGUACCGGUCAUACACCGACGCGGCGUCGUAUUACUCUUCUCUCGCCGGUGCGAGCGCAGGGAGUGCCUAUUCGGAGGCGACGGGCGCAGUUUAUGGCGCGAGUAAGAGCGCAAGCAGCUUUGCGGCGCAAGCGACCAACGACGCCGCGCAGGCGCUGGAUGAUACCAAGGACUAUGUAUAUUCGACGUGGGACGAUAACAAGCUACGCGACUACCUCGAGAAGAAGGGUGUCGUCGAGGCCAAAGAUACCUCGACGCACUCUGACCUUCUCCGACUCAUGCGCGACCAGUACAACAAGGCGUCUGAUCCCGUUUGGGAGAGUUGGAGCGAUUCGUACAUGCGCGAAUGGUUGAUUGCCCACAACCUCCUUGAGCCUUCGGAUACGAGCUCUCGCUCGACCCUCGUCGGAGAGAUGAAGAAGUACUACUACGGCGCACCCGACUAUGUCUGGACCUCCUGGGAUGACUCGAAGCUCAAGGCGUGGCUCGUUGAUCACGGCAUCAUCAAGAGCAAUGCGCAAAAGAAGCGUGACGAAUUGCUUAAGCUUCUCGAGGAGAACUACACGAGCUCACCGGAGACAAUCUGGUCCGCGUGGAGCGACUCGGACAUUCGCAAAUGGCUCGUACAGAACAAUAUUGUUGAUGAGAAGACCGCAGCUGGAAAGAAGCGCGACCAGCUUAUCAAGUUGAUCCAGCCCAAGUAUCACGGCGUUGCCGCUUCGACUACACAAUAUCUCGCCUGGCCCGACGCCCGCUUGCGUGCAUACCUCCGCGAGCGCGGUAUCUCCGAAGAUGCUUUGCCCACAUCUCGCCCUGGCCUCUUGCAGGAGACGCGCAUCCGGUGGGUACAGACUCAGUCGCGCGCGGAGACGAUGUACGAGAAGAUCGCGGAGCUCGUGAACAGCGGUGUGGAGGCGACCGAAGAGAAGAUCGCACGGAUCUAUGAGCUGUUGACAGGCACUGCGACCGAGGGUGCUGAGUACGCGGAGAAGAAGAGGGAUGAUGCGUACGGAUGGGGUUCGGAGAAGAAAGGUCAGGCGGAAGGUUAUGCGAAGGAGAAGAAGGGUCAGGCGGAGGGGUAUACGAAGGAGAAGAAAGGUAAGGUAGAGGGAUACGGGAAGUCGAAGAAAGGUGAGGCCGAGGGAUAUGCAAAGUCGGUCAAGGGCGAGGCGAAGGAAACUGGGAAGAAGGCCGGGGAAAAGAUCAAGCAGACCGCCGAUGAGCUUUGAGCGUAUCUUUGGGCGCUUUUCUAUUUCCUUUUUCUUGUUUUGUUGCAGCCCUUGGACGUUUGGGCGGAUC